UUGAGGACAAGAGAAGCCGGAGACACAGCAUACAUCGCCGGCCUGCCAUGACGCAAAACUCCGCUAGUAAGCUUCUAAACGGGGAUGCCUUACACCGGACGAAACAAGACAAGAAAGCGGGCGGGAAUGGGUUCGUGAAGAACCGCUGCUUGUUCCAGCAGAAGCGCUGCCGCCGCCCGGCGGAGAAGAACCAUCAUGCUUCAUGCACUUUGCUUUAUAAAAAGCCAUUUGUGGAGUCGUUUGAGGAGACGCCGCUGCUGGUUGCCGUACUCACCUACAUCGGCUAUGGCAUCCUUACCAUUUUUGGCUAUCUGCGAGAUUUCCUGAGGGACUGGAAGUUUGAGAAGUGUCAUCUGGCCAGAGAGAGAGAAGAACAGAAGGAUUUUGUUCCACUGUACCAGGACUUUGAAAACUUCUACACCAGGAAUCUGUACAUGAGGAUCAGAGACAACUGGAACAGGCCCAUAUGCAGCAUCCCUGGAGCCAAGAUGGACCUCGUGGAGCGGGUCACACCUGACUACAACUGGACCUUUGAACACACAGGGAAUGUUCUGAAAGAUGUUAUUAAUAUGGGCUCAUAUAACUACCUUGGCUUUGCUGAGAAUACCGGCACAUGCGCUGAUGCUGCCUCUGAGUGCACUGUGAAAUACGGCGUGGGGGUGAGCAGCACCAGGCAAGAGAUAGGAAAUCUUGACAAGCAUGAGGAGCUAGAGAAGCUGGUGGCCAGGUUUUUAGGGGUUGAGUCAUCCAUGGCCUUUGGAAUGGGCUUUGCUACAAAUUCCAUGAAUAUUCCUGCGCUCACAGGAAAAGGCUGUCUGAUCUUAAGUGAUGAGCUCAAUCAUGCAUCUCUGGUUCUGGGUGCCCGUCUCUCUGGCUCUACCAUCCGUGUAUUCAAACACAACAAUAUGCAAAGUCUGGAGAAGUUGCUCAGGGAUGCUAUCGUGCACGGCCAACCUAGAACCCACCGGCCCUGGAAGAAGAUCCUCGUCCUCGUUGAAGGAAUUUACAGUAUGGAGGGCUCAAUAGUGCGACUUCCUGAGGUCAUUGCCCUAAAGAAGAAAUACAAAGCUUACCUGUACCUGGAUGAGGCCCACAGUAUCGGGGCACUAGGACCAAGAGGCAGAGGUGUGGUGGACUACUUUGGCCUGGAUCCAUCUGAUGUUGACAUCAUGAUGGGCACUUUCACCAAGAGCUUUGGUGCUGCUGGAGGAUACAUUGGAGGAAAGAAGGAGCUGAUUGAUUACCUCUGCUUACAUUCUCACAGUGCAGUUCAUGCUACCUCAAUGUCCCCACCCAUCACCCAGCAGAUUAUCACUUCUAUGAAGUGCAUUAUGGGAGAGGAUGGCACCACAUUAGGUCAGGAAAGACUCUGUCAGCUGUCAGAAAACACAACCUACUUUCGCAGGAGAUUACAUGAGAUGGGCUUUAUCAUCUAUGGGAACAAUGACUCCCCUGUUGUACCCUUGAUGCUCUACAUGCCAGCUAAAAUCGGAGCAUUUGGGCGAGAGAUGCUGAAGAGGAACAUUGGGACAGUGGUGGUUGGAUUCCCCGCCACACCCAUCAUCGAGUCCCGAGCACGAUUUUGUGUUUCUGCCGCCCACACGAGAGAGAUGCUUGACAAAGCUUUAAAUGCCAUCAGUGAAGUUGGAGAUCUACUCCAGCUGAAAUACUCAAGAAAAAACAGAAAUGGGAGUGAAGGAACUGACUGUUUUUCAUUUCUGGAGAGCCACCAGGAUUAGCACGUUCUCAUGAUGGACUGAAUGUGUCUUUCUUCCACUCUAGAGAGAUUCAUGUCUAACUCGAGUGCCAUUUUCAUGUUGAUUCAUUUCAGUGGACACUCACUGAAGUCCACCAGCUGACCAAAUUUCAAGUUUUCCCUCUGGGUUCAGUAACCAAUAUUCAUUUCAUCGUGCAAUGUAGUAAAGAAUUCACGUCACUGUGUUUAGCAUCAGAAAUGACACCGGAUAAAAGUUAAUGCUUUAGUGUCAGGGCUAAUUUAUCCAACCCUCUACACGGUCUGAAACAAAUGAGAGUAAUUUCUGGUAUUUUAUACAAAUAUUAUCUGGGUUUUUGUCUUGUUUUCCAUUUUAAAAAAUCGUAAACAAGGUUAAUUUACUCAGGGUUACUCGAGUCUUUUUUUUCUCCAUUUGCAAUUAAUGUUUUAAAUAAAGUAGAAUUCUUACAAAAUUUAGUAGAUUUAUGCUUUAAACAAGAAAAAAACAAUAUGCCAAUGGAGGACAAUAAAUGUAAUUCAAGACAUAUAUUGUUGAAGACUUAUUAUAUUAUGCAGUUUAGUAAAAUUUUAAACUAAAUUUAAGGAAAUUUAGAUUUUUACUAGAAAACAAGACCGAAAUCCUGAUAAAGAAAAUGUUUUGUUUUGAGAGUACAAGAAAACUAACUCACACACUGGCAGUAUACCUGCACAGCAAGUGUCAUCUUUUAAUGAGAAAUAAGCUUGAAAAUAUAUAUGUAAAAAGAUAAAUCUACUUAUGAAGGAGAUAAUUUAUUAUAGUUAAACCGUAAAUAAGAAUGUGGCUUCAUAUCCAUAUAAAUGUAUCUAUAAAAAUAUUGACAUGUUUAUUAAUGCACAUUGCAGUGUGUCUGCAUUUAACUCAAUACUCCAUUCAAAUAUCUCAUUUUAAUCUUUUUCACAAUGCAAAUAUGAUUGUAUUAGCGAUGUCUUAAUUAACUUGUACAGAAGAAUACUGACAACAUUCUCUGUUUUGUUUCAUCAAAGCUUUCUGCAUUUCAAUUUGAGUUGUGGUACUUUCCAUGAAUAGGGUACAGUUUGGUGUCCCUUAUCUUUAUCCGAGGAACAAAGCCCAUAUUGCUUUUAAAGAGAAACACUUUUUGGACUCUUUUUACACAAAUUGUUACCCAAGUUAUAUAUAGAGAGAUUUUUCGGCUUUUAA
Sinocyclocheilus grahami is the source of this 2912-nucleotide messenger RNA. RefSeq names its product serine palmitoyltransferase, long chain base subunit 2b (gene sptlc2b). Gene Ontology annotation, molecular function: pyridoxal phosphate binding; serine C-palmitoyltransferase activity. Bases 48 to 1739 code for a protein of 563 amino acids. Lineage: Eukaryota; Metazoa; Chordata; Actinopteri; Cypriniformes; Cyprinidae. Gene Ontology annotation, cellular component: serine palmitoyltransferase complex. The record is from RefSeq and is a predicted model, not a curated record. The transcript is spliced from 12 exons. Gene Ontology annotation, biological process: ceramide biosynthetic process; sphingosine biosynthetic process.